Ophidiomyces ophidiicola is the source of this 1200-nucleotide messenger RNA. RefSeq lists its product as uncharacterized. The transcript is spliced from 2 exons. Gene Ontology annotation, biological process: biosynthetic process; mitochondrial respiratory chain complex I assembly. The coding region runs from base 1 to 1200 and encodes 399 amino acids. The record is from RefSeq and is a predicted model, not a curated record. NCBI's taxonomy places the organism in Eukaryota, Fungi, Ascomycota, Eurotiomycetes, Onygenales, Onygenaceae. Gene Ontology annotation, cellular component: mitochondrion.
AUGACCUUCCACCCAAACAGAACUUGUUUUCGCUGCAUGCUUAGGCAGUCUCGAAUUCGUACAUUACUAGUUAGCAAGUCGCGAUGUCAGCCCUUUUCUUCAUCUCUAUCGCUGGGAGUAGCGGCUGAGAGCUCCAGAGCAGAACUUGAGUCCGCAAAGAAAUACUGUGUAGCUCUACUCCAAAAAUACGACCGGCCGUCGUAUACCCUGAGCACAUUUAUCCCUCAGCAUACCCUUCAUUUAUAUCUUGCCCUGCGUGCCUUGAAUGUGUCUCUGUCUUUAAUACCCGAUAGCACAUCCAAUCCUACGAUCGGCCUCAUGCGCCUCCAAUUCUGGCGGGAGACUAUUACCAAAACACUCGCUGGAACACCCCCAAAAGAGCCGGUCGCUUUGUUUCUCGCCAAUGCCCUUUCUGACCUCGAUGUUAGAACUAAAGGGAAGGUGAAAAUUAACAAAGGAUGGCUAAUGCGAUUGAUAAAGGCUCGAGAACAGCAUGUUACCAACACCCCCUACACAACCCUUGCUUCUCUAGAAAAGUACGCCGAGAAUACAUACUCGACGCUUCUUUAUUUGACACUCAGCGCGCUUCCUCUUUCAUCUUUAACUGCGGAUCAUUUAGCGUCUCAUAUUGGAAAGGCGGCUGGAAUCUCAUCUGUUCUCCGUGGAUUGCCGUUAGUUGCGUUUCCUCGCCCUCCAAAUCAUCAUUCAAAUCAAGAUGGUACGGGCAGCAAAGCUACAGGCACUCACCAAGGCCAUAUUACACUUCCGUUAGAUGUGAUGGCUCAAUCAGGGGUAAAGGAGGAAGAUGUGUUCAGACUUGGCGCAGAUGCACCGGGACUCCGGGAUGCUAUUUUCACUAUAGCUACGCGUGCAAGUGAUCACCUGAUUACUGCUCGACAAAUGCUCAAGAAUCUUCGUGCAGGUGAGGAUGUUGGACACGAUUUCGAACAUCAGGGAGAGGAAGGCCACGAAUAUCCUGAGCAGCUGAAAUCGGGCGAUCACCCAGAAGGGCUGAAACUAAGUAUGCAACUUCACGAAGUUGAACGAGGUUUCGGCGUCCUUAUGCCAGCCGUUCCUACACAGCUUUGGCUGGAUAGGUUACAAAAAGUCGAUUUUGACAUAUUUAAACCAGAACAUCUCUUGUCGGACUGGAGAUUACCCUGGAAGUCAUAUUGGGCAUUCCGGCGGAAAGUUUUUUGA